This is a messenger RNA of Colletotrichum phormii, 1626 nucleotides long. RefSeq names its product amidase. Bases 1 to 1626 code for a protein of 541 amino acids. Lineage: Eukaryota; Fungi; Ascomycota; Sordariomycetes; Glomerellales; Glomerellaceae. The record is from RefSeq and is a predicted model, not a curated record. The transcript has 7 exons.
AUGGCAAUCAUCACAAUUCCGAAGGGCUGGCGAGAACUCGCACAAGUCUGUAUCGACAUCCAGCAAAAGUCGGUUCCCAAGGAAUAUCUACUUUCCAGCGACCAGCUUCCCCCGAAGGAUCGUCAAACUGUACUUAGUGUUCCAAGCGAGUCUGGGAUCUUGACUGCAGAGGAGAUUCGGAUGACAGAGCAGGAUGCCUCAAGCUUGCUAGAAAAAUACAAGAGCGGCCAGUGGACUGUGAAACAAGUUGUCACGGCUUUUCUGAAGAAGGCGACGAUAAUUCAUCAACUGACCAACUUUGCUACCGAGAUUCUAGCAGAAGAUGCUUUGAAGAAGGCCGACGAGCUUGAUGCGCACUUUCAAAAGACAGGCCAGCUGGUCGGCCCUCUUCAUGGCAUCCCAGUAUCAGUUAAGGAACACAUCGGCAUGGGUGGCCACAUCACUCAUGCGGGAUUUGUGUCAAAGAUCACAAACAUCCCGCUCGAAGACGCUCUAUCUAUUCAGAUCUUGAAGAAGGCAGGAGCAGUUAUCCAUGUUAGAACAAAUCAACCUCAAAGUCUCAUGCAUUUGGACUGUAAUAACAACAUCACCGGUUUGACUUUGAAUCCUCACAACCUUCUAUGCUCGCCCGGAGGAUCUUCCGGUGGUGAAGGAGUCUCAGUCGGCGCGAAAUGCUCAGUGAUUGGCGUGGGCACAGACAUUGGUGGCAGUAUCCGUAUUCCCGCCGCUUUCAACGGUUGCUACGGACUUCGCCCGACGGCCUUGCGCGUUCCAAAUCUUGGAAACUUUGGUAUAACAUCUGGUCAAGAGAGUAUCCGCGGCGUUGUUGGACCGUUGGGCCAGAGUGUUGAGGAUCUGGAUCUGUUUAUGAGUGCUGUUCUUGCAGCUGAACCAUGGGACACUGAGACCAUGUUGGUCCCAGUUCCAUGGAGACCUGUUAGUCUCAAGAAAGAGAUCACGGUGGGAAUCAUGUUUGACGAUGGUUUCGUUAAGCCGCAUCCUCCUGUCUUGCGGGCUCUACAUUCGGCUGCGGACAAAUUGAAACAAGCUGGGGUCAAAGUGGUAGACUGGAAACCCUACGACCACCAGCGCGGCUGGGAAAUAGUAUCCGCUUUGUACUUUCCCCAAGGGCCGAAGCCAUAUCUUGAUACUUUCGCCGAAAGUGGCGAGCCAGUCCUCCCACUGACUGAUCAUGCUUUCAAGUUCUCCAAAGCUGAGCCACUCACAGUCGCAGAGAAUUGGGACCUGAAUUACAGGAGAGAAGCAUAUAGACGAGACUACCAUGCUCUCAUGAAACACAAAGGCGUAGAUGUCAUCCUCUGUCCUGCGUACGUUGGCGCGGGUGUGUUACAGGGUGGUGCCGAGUACUGGAAUUACACAGCUAUCUGGAACGUGCUCGAUCAACCUGCAGCUAUUUUGCCGAGCGGACUGAAGGUUGACAAGGCCAUUGACAAGCCCGAAGAGGGCUACACACCUCGAAACGAUUAUGACUCCAAAGAAUGGAAAGCCUAUGACGCCGACCUUUUCCAUGACAUGCCUAUCUGUUUACAGCUUGUUGGGAAACACUUUCAAGAUGAAGAAGUUCUACAGGCAACUAAGCUGGUUGACCGCAUCCUCAGGGAAUAG